Messenger RNA from Peromyscus maniculatus bairdii (prairie deer mouse), 4125 nucleotides. NCBI's taxonomy places the organism in Eukaryota, Metazoa, Chordata, Mammalia, Rodentia, Cricetidae. The record is from RefSeq and is a predicted model, not a curated record.
GGUGCGGCUCCAAGGAAUGACGCUAAAGAACAGGAAAUUCCACCAUUCCCUGUUGGACUCGGGGAGCUGCCUUUUCCGGAACUGGGCGAGAAAGACCCGGCCGGGUAUUCGGGGACCUGAAACCUCCCCGGAGCCGCAGUCGCCGCGCGGGGCGGCCUGGGAAAGUCACCAGUCAGCAGCGCAGUGGCGGGAACCGCAGCCCGGCGGCCCUGGAACCUCCCAGUUCCAGGUGUUUUCUGAAGAAUCCCUUUCCCAUAUGCAAGUCUUACAUUGCUCAGUCAGUCCUGCUCACCUGGGAAUCGGAACAAAGAGCCCUGCAUGGUGGAGAGAGGAGACAGAAGCAAAGGAUCCAGGAUGUUCCUUUGACCUGGACCAGAGGGUUGUUCUUCACUGACAGGCUCCUGAGGAGGAAGGUCCAGAGAAUCAGAACAAAUAAGAUCGGAAAGAUGGGUUCAAGAGUUCUUGCAUAAGCUUGUUCUUAUGCCCUGCAGGGUUAUUAAGAGGCACAGCAUGUUAUACACAGUUCUAAAAUUAGAAUGGGGCAGUGUCAGUGAAAAAAUAUAAUGCAGUGAGACAAAGUAUAGGGAGUCCAGUCAACAUGGCAGAAGGGGAGCACAGGCUAUCACAACAUCAGAGAUCAGGCACACCUUAGCCUUGGGACAGAUAACUCCAGCCCCUUAUGUUGUGAAGAGUUGGGCUCUCUGGGUCAGAAGCCACAACUUCCAAGUACCCUGACACAUUUUGUUAUUGGCUCCACCAGGUAUAUUCCUGGGUUCAGAGGAAGAAUAUUAUUCCUUCUCUAUACAUCAGGACCUCAGGGAAAGCCUCACAUGGAUCUACUCAUCACAGUUCUGGUGUUCCACUUAGCUUACAGAAUGCUAGCUAGCAUCAUUUAAUCUCUCAGUAUUGCGGAGUAGUGUUUUCUGUAUUAACUUCUAGACACUUCAGGCUGAGUGCAGCAUUUACUUUCAAUGUAAGCAACAAUUGAAAAGGAAGCUUGCCAUUGGGAUUUUUUGAGGAAAAAAAAAACAGCAAUGCCCAUUACUUAGUGUUUAUGACAUAUCAUACUACCUGUUCUUCAUGAGUUUUUGGAAUAUGAUAUGAACUCUCGCUGAAAUACAGUCAGAAAGUGGUUUCCUGUCUGUUGCUUUCAUAAAGCACCACGACCAAGACAGCUUUGGCUAAUGAUUCAAGUGGCAAAGUCAGAUAGCAAGGAACCAUGUAGGUAGAAUAGAGAGCUGAGAGAUCGCAUUCUCAACUGUCAUGUGAUCCUUAAUGAUCUCUCUCUAUAUAUAUAUGUGUGUGUGUGUGUGUACACACACACACACACAAAUAUAAAUUUACUAAUUGAUUUUAUAGGGUUAACAGACUUACUGAUACAGGAAGGUAAAUCCAGUUGCUUUGUCCUUGGAAAGCUGGGAACUGAUCACACCCUGCUUCAUGUUGCCUUAUCCGGUCUUCACCACCCAAGAUAGUGUGGACCCCCCCCCCCUUCUCUUCCCUUUUAAGAGGUCAUGUAGGCAGACAAGAAUCACCGCCUCUAUCAGGCCAGGUACCUGAAAGUCACUGGUGAAGUGAAUACCCACUACACUUCCCCUUUUUGUCUAAAUAAGAAGGUUCUAAACCUAAUAUGAAACUAUAUACAAUAAGAAUGAUUAUCAAGUAUUGUCCAGGAGAAAGAAAGGGUAAUAACAUAAACAAAAAUGGAACUACAACUAACAAGAACAACAUCAAGCAAGGAACACAUACUAGAUGUGUCAGAAUAUAGGUAAAUGGCAAAAUAUAGAGAUUACUACAAUAGCUGUCCUAUCCUGAGGAAUCUAAAUCUAGUACCUUGUAUGUUCUCAGCUAAGAUAACCAAGAGGAUUGUAAUUGUAACCAUCUAGUCUUGAACCCCAUCAAAGAUCCAAGAAGGAAAAUAAUAUUGCCUGAGUGAGCACGCGGUGUAAGCAAGCAACUUCUGAAAAUAUGCAAGAAAAGACAGAGACAGCUGACUUCCUGGACAGGCCUCCAAAGGUUCUCUGCCGUGUUGGGCAUCCACUAUUGGCUGCAGGCUUAGAAUAUCUGACAGACCAUUUUCAGAAGCAGGAAAAUUUAAAAAACUGGCUUGCCCUGUCUUGGCAGGGUUCAGCAGUUGCUUUUUCUUGUGUCCUACUCGUCCAGAAUGGACAGAGUGCUUACUGUCAGCAGUUGAGGCAAGAGUAGCUGUUUGCCCAACAGACCAUUUUUGCCAAGAAGAUAAAUUCUAUGUGGAGUGUCUUUGAUUCCUAACAUCCUCUCGGGAGUAGAUCUGUACUGCCAGGAGCAAUUGUGUCUCACUCACAAAAUCACUAAAGAGGGAGAGAGAGAAUUAAGGUGGCCUGUUUUUUUUGUUUGUUUGUUUGUUUUGUUUUGUUUUGUUGUUUUUUUCUUUUUCAGAGACUGUGUCAGGUGUCACACUUUAUUCAGUAAUAUUCCAACAACUAAACUUCCCCAAACAUUGUGACCAACUGGGGACUUAAAUUCAGUUCAAAUACAUUAGCCAGUGGGAGACAUUCUCAUCUAAACCAAUACAGUCAGCUUCCUAAUAUUCAUGCUAUGAUUGUACUGGAAGGCACAUUUUUAGAGGAUUUUAAAUCAGUGUAGAAAAUAUACCUUUAAUUUCUUGUUUGGAUUUUCCAUUUGCUUGUUUCUGUAAUAGGGUCUCACUCUGUAGCCCUGACUGGCCUGGAACCUGAUAUGGAGAGCAGUCUGGCAUUCAACUCAUAUGGAUUUACCCACCUUUGCCUCCUGAGUGCCUGGAUUUAAGACCUACCCCACUGUGCCAGGCUUGAAUUAUACUUUUAUCUUUUGAUAUUGCUUCUGGAAUGCAGCAAGAAUUUAGUUCAUUUGUUUGACCUAUGACAUUUUUUGAUUGAGUGAUCCAGCUCCUUAGCCUUGUACUGAAAGUCUGAUGCUUCUCUUAUACUUGCUGUAUCCUGGUGGACAGGCUCUCCAUUGAGUUGUAUUAGGCUUACUGAGUUCUUCCUUUCUUAUUUCAUUUCUGGUUGAGGAUUCUUUAGAUUUCUAUCUCUAGAUUGCAGUGUUCAUAUCCUGCCUUAUCCUCAUUAUUUCCUGAGCCAUUUGCUGGAGUCCCCUUGCCCUUCAAUCAGUUUGUUCCUGUACUCUGAGUUCAGGUGCUUGUUUCCUCUUUAUGUCCCUGGACUUUGUGAAAAUGACUUUGAAUUGUGUUUUGAGUUCUGUAUCUUGAAUUUCAUUCAAACUGCAUUCCUAGGGAGCACUGGUAUUGCAUUGGUGAACUACUGGUCAAGGAUUUCUCACAUUGACCACAUGUGUAAAGCUUCUCUCAUUAUGCAUUGUCUGAUGUAUCCUAAGAUGUUAUUUCUGGAUAAAUUCUUUGAAACAUUCAUUAUUACAUUUGUAAGUGUUCUCUCUGGUAUGAAUGUUCUGAUGCUUUCUAAUACGUGAGCAGCAAAUGAAGGAUUUGCCAUAAUUAGUACAUUUGUUAAGUUUCUCUCCAGCAUGGAUUCUGUCAUGUCUUUUAAAGUCUGAUGAAUCAUAAAAGUACUUUCCAAAUUCUAUACAUUUGUCAGAAGUUUUCCAUAAUGCAUGUUAUUAUGUACUCUGAGUUGUGACAGAUGCAAAAAAGGCUCACUACAUUCUGUACAUUUAUAGAUUUUCUCCUUUGUAUGAGUUCCUUUAUGUCCACUGAGGUUUGAGUAUAUCUUGAAGCAUUUUCUACGUUUCUGGCAUUGCCGUGGUUUUUUUCCUCUGUGGUUUUGUUUCAGGGUGGGUUUAUGUUUAAAAUCAAAAGAUUUAUUAUUCUCUAUAUUUUUGAGUUCUUCUUUCCUACUGUGGAUUUAUAGGAUUUGACUAAAGCUAGAACACAAAUUUAAACAUUUUACACAGUCUUUAUAUUUGAAAAGUUCUUCUCUAAUGUUCCCACUUUUAUGGCUGUUUAGGUUUGAUUUUCAGAAAUAAAAGCAUCUCUGUGGUUUCCAAAUCUAUACUUUCUGGAGUUUUCUGCAGUAUCACUUGUAACAUGUAAUUGGAAGGAUUCAUGAAUCGUUUUGACAAGUUCAUUACAAUUAUAAGACUUCUCUUGGAUAUUCACAUGCUGAUGCACAAUAUGCUUUGAGCUGUCAU